CGCGCUGAUCAAGGCUCAAUUUUCCAGCCGUUACCGACACUCUCCGCUGCCCAGAGAUUGUGAGGUGCAUCCCCCAACCCAGUUUCAGACUGAUCCCCCUUGGCCCAAGGACUAGGAGCCACAGGGCAGUAUGGCCAAAGCGGCAGCCUCCUCCUCACUGGAGGACUUGGACCUGAGCGGAGAGGAGGUCCAGCGGCUCACCUCCGCCUUCCAGGACCCGGAGUUCCGGCGAAUGUUCUCCCAGUACGCCGAGGAACUCACCGACCCCGAGAACCGGCGACGUUACGAGGCGGAGAUCACCAUGCUGGAGCGUGAGCGAGGGGUGGAGGUGCGGUUCGUGCACCCAGAGCCGGGCUAUGUGCUGCGCACCAGCCUGGACGGAGCGCGGCGCUGCUUCGUGAACGUCUGCAGCAACGCGCUGGUGGGCGCACCCAGUAGCCGGCCCGGCACCAUGGGCGACCAGGGCGCAGCGCCUGGCAGCCACUGGUCCCUGCCCUACAGCCUGGCGCCCGGCCGCGAGUACGCGGGGCGCAACAGAACCCGCUACAUGGUCUACGACGUGGUCUUCCAUCCGGAUGCGCUCGCACUGGCCCGUCGACACGAGGGCUUCCGUCAGAUGCUGGAUACCACGGCCCUGGAGGCAGUCGAGAAGCAGUUCGGCGUGAAGCUAGACCGCAGGAAUGCCAAGACCCUGAAGGCCAAAUAUAAGGGGACCCGGGAGGCUGCGGUGUUGCGCACGCCCCUGCCCGGGGGCAUCCCGGCCAGGCCCGAAGGGGAGCCGAAGGGUCCUCUCCCGGACUUCCCCUACCCCUACCCGUACCCGGCAGCCGCCGUAAACUCUGCAGCCCCCGGGCCCCGGGCGCCCUCCCCUCCGGAAGCGACCUUGCAGCCCGCGCCCACCGAGCCUCGCUACAGCGUGGUGCAGCGCCACCACGUGGACCUCCAGGAUUACCGCUGCUCCCGGGACUCAGUCCCGAGCCCAGUGCCUCACGAGCUGGUGGUCACGAUCGAACUGCCGUUGUUGCGCUCAGCCGAGCAGGCGGCGCUGGAGGUGACGGGAAAGCUGCUGUGCCUCGACUCGAGGAAACCCGACUACCGGCUGCGGCUCUCGCUCCCGUACCCAGUGGACGACGGUCGCGGCAAGGCACAGUUUAACAGGGCCCGGCGGCAGCUGGUGGUGACGCUGCCAGUGGUGCUACCGGCCGCGCGCCGGGAGCCCACAGUCACCGCCGCAGCCGCGCCGGAAGAGUCCGCGGGUCUGUCCGGAACUGACGGCCAGGCCUGCGCUUCCGCUCGCGAGGGAGAGGCGGGACCCGCGAGAGGUCGCGCCGAGGACCGAGGCCGCAAUACCUGCGUGGCUGUGACUGCGGGCUCUGGGGUCACCACCCCGGGAGACCCCGAGGUGGCGCCCCAGCUGGCCCGCGCUGGAGAAGAGCAUGUCCCCGAGCUGGGGGAGCAGGACUUGAGCUGGCACGCGGGGUCGCCGCCGGGCAGCGGAGAGAAGCCAUCUCCCGGAGGAGAGAGCUCACCUGGUGGUGGCGGCUCCCCUUGUCUGUCCUUUCCGGGCCAAGCCUGGGAGUCUUCUGCGGCAAGAGAGAGCGCGCGCGGAGAUUGCAGUGUGGAGACGCGCGUGGAGUCGGAGGGAACGGGAGGUGAGAGCUCCGCCCGCGCCAUGGGUGGUCCUGGAACCGAGGGCCGGGAACCUUUGUGUCCUCCGUUACUGUGUAAUCAGGACGAAGAAACCCUGACUCUGGUCAUUCAAGUGCCUCGGAUCCAGCCGCAAAGUCUUCAAGGAGAUCUGAGUCCCCUCUGGUACAAAUUACGCUUCUCCACACAAGAUUUAGUUUAUUCCUUCUUUCUGCAAUUUGCUCCAGAGAAUAAAUUGAGUACCAUAGAACCUGUGAUUAGCGUUUCUUCAAACAAUGCGGUGAUAGAACUGGCAAAAUCUCCAGAGAGCCGUGGACAUUGGAGAGAGUGGUAUUAUGGUGUAAACAACGAUUCUUUGGAGGAAAGGUUAUUUGUCAAUGAAGAAAACGUUAAUGAGUUUCUUGAAGAAGUCCUGAGCUCUCCAUUCAAACAGUCUAUGUCCUCAACCCCACCAUUAAUUGAAGUUCUUCAGGUUACAGAUAAGAAGAUUCAAAUUAAUGCAAAGUUGCAAGAAUGUAGUAACUCUGAUCAGCUACAAGCAAAGGAAGAAAGAGUAAAUGAAGAAAGUCAUCUAACUGAAAAGGAAUCUAUAGAACACUGUAAAACCUCUACAACUGAUUCUGAUUCAUCUGUAGCAGUUAAAGCACUACAAAUAGAUAGCUUUGGUUCAGUUACAUGCUUUCAACAAGAGUCUCUUGAUGUUUCUCAAAUGAUACUUGGAAAAGCUCCGCAACCUGAGUCAAAAAUGCAAUCUGAAUUUAUAAAAGAAAAAAGUGCUACUUGCUCACAUGAGGAAAAAGAUAACUUAAACGAGCUAGUAAUAACUGAAGACAAAGUAAUAGAUGGAAAUCACCUAUCUUCAUUACUGAACAAAACUGUAGCUCACAAUAUACCUGGAUUUGACAGCAUAAAAGAAACCAAUAUGCAGGAUGGUAGUGUACAGGUCAUUAAAGAUCAUGUGACCAAUUGUGCAUUCAGUUUUCAGAAUUCUUUGCUAUAUGAUUUGGAUUAAUUCUAUAUAAUUUUGAAAUUUAAAUAUUAAGGUUAAAGAAUGCCUGUAUCUAAAAUUGAUUUUAAAAAAGUUUUUUCUUUAAUUGCAAUUUUGAUUCUCAUGGGGUAAAUUGGCGAUUUUUUUUUUUUUUUUUUUUUUUGCUUCUGGGGUUUAAAGUUUCCUUAUAGAUAAAAGUUUUGUGAUUCUUGUAAUGGAUGUAUAUAUUUUGUAUUGGAGAGUUAAACAUUUAGUUUUAAUACAACCUAUAUGUGUGUGUGUG
Saimiri boliviensis boliviensis (Bolivian squirrel monkey) is the source of this 2918-nucleotide messenger RNA. It is a transcript of the gene DNAAF2, whose product is annotated as dynein axonemal assembly factor 2. The record is from RefSeq and is a predicted model, not a curated record. Gene Ontology annotation, cellular component: cytoplasm. NCBI's taxonomy places the organism in Eukaryota, Metazoa, Chordata, Mammalia, Primates, Cebidae. Gene Ontology annotation, biological process: epithelial cilium movement involved in extracellular fluid movement; cilium-dependent cell motility; axonemal dynein complex assembly.